Messenger RNA from Oncorhynchus nerka (sockeye salmon), 9529 nucleotides. RefSeq names its product transmembrane protein 94. Gene Ontology annotation, molecular function: nucleotide binding. NCBI's taxonomy places the organism in Eukaryota, Metazoa, Chordata, Actinopteri, Salmoniformes, Salmonidae. The coding region runs from base 460 to 4476 and encodes 1338 amino acids. The transcript is spliced from 31 exons. The record is from RefSeq and is a predicted model, not a curated record.
ACUUCACCGCUUCCAACAAGAAAUGCCACUCCUUCACGAACAUGGCGUUUCACUAGUGGACUGUACACGGGCUUUUCGAUAUCAAAUUGAGGUUUAAACGGUGUGACGAGAGACAGACCUCGUUGCAACCUGAACAAGACACCGUAAGUACAGGUCAAAUCAGUGCAAGGAAAUCCAAGGAUAAGCAUACGUAGAAAAUCUACCCAGCCAUUUGUGACUACAGUAACUAGCCUCCUCAAAAACUACAUCUCCCAGCGUACCCUGCAGUGAGUCCAUGUGGGCGUGCGUGGACAUCCCCUCAGACUGGCAGAGCAGGCUGACAUAGCGGGGCCAGUGGGUGACAUUGUCCUCCAGCCGACGUUGGGGAUCGAGGGGACAUUCGGAGGGUGAAGGCGCUGCCUAUGCUCGUCUGGUGUGUGUGUGAGACUCGGAGCAUGGUGAGAGGCUGCGCUGGUUGCCAUGGAGCUACAGGAUAAGAAGCAGGAGGAGGGAGGAGCGGGGACCUUGGGCUUGUCCACUGGUCAGGCUCUGGGAACACUGAGGGACCAGCUCACCACCCUGCUUGACCAGCACCAGUCCACAGGCCGUGGCAAACAACCCACUGCACAGGAGCAGUGGGUGAAAAGCUUCCUUCACCAUGGCAACCGCCACUCCUGUCUCCAUUGGCCGGGAGCCGCCCUCACACUGCUGGUGGUGGUGGGGCUUCUCUGUUGUUAUGGCGACCAGCCGCACGGCAGUUCUGGGAUAGAGUUGGUGAACGCUGCAGCCCUCCUCAUGCUCUUCACGCUGAGCUUCAUGCUGAUUGGUCGACAGCAGAGGCUGAGGAGAACUGAGAUGGUGCACCGGCUCAACAGCAUCAUCAAUCAGCUCAACGGCUACCUGUCGGGCUGGGCAGAUUUGGGUGAGGGGAUGAGGUGGUCUCCCUCCCUUUACCCUGACCUGUACACCCCCUCCUCCCCCUCCUGGUCGCUCCACUGGACCUACCGCGACUCCAACCUGGUCAACCUGCCUGUGUCCCUACUGGUGGAGGGAGACGUCAUAGCACUACGGCCAGGACAGGAGACAUUCUCUUCUCUCAGAGGCAUCAAUGAUGACGAGCAUAUAGUUCUGGAGCCAGGGGACAUGUUCCCACCUCGUUCCCCCCCUCCCUCCCCCCGGGGGGACCAGAAGAGGGGUCCCCAGAGCCCCCAGCAACACCGCCUCUUCAGGGUGGUCCGCACGCCCAUCCUCGACAGCGUCAGGAACAGUCUGGACCUGGCUCUGUCUCGACCAAUCACAGCCCUGGAUAACGAGAGGUUCACCGUUCAGUCCAUCAUGGCCAAGUUCGCCUGCCCUAUUGUACUGAUGACGUUCUUGGUUGUGAAUACAGUGCGUUAUUUCUUUGACGCCCCUAGCCUCACUCCUGGACGCUUCAACUUCAUCCAGCUGCAGCUGAUGGGAGUGCUGCCCAUCCUUCCCCUGCUGUUUCCUGUUAUGUGGGUGCUGGUCAACACCUAUGGCGAGGCUAGCGUCUUGGCUGAGUCCAGCAGAGCUUCUCCUACUGGCCUGCUUGCUAAGUUCUCCGAGGACACUUUAAGCAGCUACACUGAAGUGGUGUCCUCCCAGGAGAUGCUGCGGUGUGUGUGGAGACACCUGCUGGGCGUGCUGAAGGGAGAAUCACAGACACUCUGCUAUACUUCCAGCCUGCUACACACACUUGGCUCUGUCACUGUGUUGUGUUGUGUAGAUAAACGGGGUGUAUUAUCCUGGCCUAACCCCAGUCCAGAGACAGUGCUGUUCUUUAGUGGUCGUGUGGAGCCGCCUCACAACGACAGUCAAGAAGACCUGCGAGACGACCUCUCUGUCAACUCAGAGGACCGGGACGAGACACUGGAGGGGGAGGCUCUGCUGUGUAUGCCAAUGAUGGAUGGGUAUGAGCCCAGCGAGACGUCACAUGACACUGGCUGUUCGCAAGCACGGGAGACACACACACGCACCAAACACCCCUCAGGAUCUAAUGUCAGCUUCAGCCACGACACUGAUGGAGGGGAUCAGGGCCCUGAACAGGAUAUGUCGGGUUGCUAUGACAACGAAGCGGAGGACUACGUGUGUGAUUACCACCUGGAGAUGUUGAGUCUGUCUCAGGACCAGCAGAACCCGGUGAGUAUCCAGUUCGACGAGCAGGGUUGGCAGUGCCACCUGCCCAGCCUCAAGCCCCUGGGCCUCAACAUCCUGCUCAACCUGUGCAACGCCAGCGUCACCCAGCAGCUCUGCCGCUUCUCCGACCACCUCAGUAACCUGGCGCUGCAGGAGAGCCACGGGGCCGUGCUGCCCGUCCACGUGCCCUGGGGACUGUGUGAGCUCUCCAGGCUUAUAGGGUUCACUCCCGGGGCGAGGGAGCUGUUUAAACAGGAGAACCACCUAGCUCUGUACCAGCUGCCCUGUGGGGAGAAGGCCAAGGAGUCUGUCCCUCGACGCCAACAUAACUUUACCAAGAGACAACCUCCCAUCAGCCACCUCAUCUCCCUCUUCAUCAGAGACUCCUCUUCCAAUAACGUCCAGAUGUUGUCUCACGGCUCAGCUGACCUCAUCCUGGAGGCCUGCACUGAUGUCUGGGACGGAACCGACAUCUACCCCCUCUCUGGCUCCGACAGGAAGAAGGUUCUGGACUUCUACCAACGGGCCUGUCUGUCGGGAUACUGCUCUGCUUUUGCCUACAAGCCCAUGCAGGUGUCUCUGUCCAACCAGCUCAAUGGGAAAUGUGUGGAGCUAGCCCCCGGACCCAACCUCUUCUCUGGGGUAGAACUGCCCUCCACCACCCCUAUCAAACAUGUCUCCCGCAGGAACUCCUGGAGCUCUGAUGAGGGUAUAGGAGGUGUGGAGAAGGACGACUGUGUUCAGGCUCUGAGUGGUCAGAUCUUCAUGGGGAUGGUGUCAUCACAGUUCCAGGCUCGUCUGGACACCGUCAGGCUCAUAGACGCUCUGGUCACCGCCUGCAUACGCUUCGUCUACUUCUCUAUGGAGGACGAACUACGCAGCAAGGUGUUUGCAGAGAAGAUGGGUCUGGAGACAGGGUGGAACUGUCAUAUCUCUCUGACCCCAAACAGAGACAGUCCCUGUGACGGCGCCCCCAACAGCCCCGGCCAGUACUCCGUACACGAUGAACAUCAAGACUCCAGAGAUGAGGCAGAGGGGCUGCUGUUACCAGAGGAGGAGACCACUGAUGUCCCCAGCUUCCUGGAGGACUGCAACCGGGCGAAGCUACCUCGUGGUAUCCACCAGGUUCGUCCUCACCUGAAGAACAUUGACAACGUGCCUCUGUUGGUGCCCCUCUUCACCGACUGUACCCCAGAGACCAUGUGUGAGAUGAUCAAGAUCAUGCAGGAGAACAGAGAAGUGACGUGCUGCCUGGGGAGCUCUGCUAACUUCCGCAACAGCUGCCUCUUUCUACAGAGUGACCUCAGCAUCGCCCUGGACCCCCUGUACCCGUCGCGGUGUUCGUGGGAGACGUUUGGCUACGCUACAGGGGCAGGGCUGAACGGGGAGGUGGAGGGUCUGUCUCCUCUCAGUCUGUCUGGUCAACUCAACACCCUGGCCUGUUCUGUCACCUUCCACCAGGGGGAGUCGGUCAGCAUGGUCAAACUCAUAGAACAGGCACGUCACACCACCUACAGCAUCCGCAAGAGUUUCCUGUUCCUGUUGCAGUGUCAGCUGACCCUGGUCCUCAUCCAGUUUCUGGCCUGCCUUGCCCAGCUCCCUCCUCCCAUGAACAUCACUGACAUCCUGUGGCUCUCCUGCUUCAGCUGUCCAUUGCUCAGUGUGUCAUUCUUAGGAAAGCCACCAGACAGUUCUGUGAUGAAUGUAGCCACAGGGAAGAACCAAGAUGCCAUCCCCAGAAAGACGCAGACCUACUUCCUGGGUUGUUUCCUGCUGAAGUUUGGCCUGACCGUGUGUGCCUACCUGCUAGGCUUUGGCUUCACGCUGCAUGAGGUCUGCCUGAGGACCAACAACCUUACACUGGCCGAUAACACCACCAUCAACUGUACUGAUAUCCUCAGGGUCAGUUCGGCUCGGGACGCUCCCCAUUGGUUCAGAGAGCUGUCCAACGGCCUGCUGCUCACUCAGAAGGUCAUGGCUGUGUUCCUGGCCCUGCACACCGUGGUCAUCUCGCUAAGUUACGUCCAUCGCUCCCAGCCUCUGUGGAAGAAGAACCCUUUCAGCAACACCUGGUGGUGCCUCACUGUCCUUGUAGUUCUGUUGGGUCAGAUGGUACAGGCCACGGUGGACUACAAGCUGUGGCAGGACAGGUCGAGUUCUUUGACCUUUGGCCUGAAGGACAUCCCCAUGCUGGCCUGGCUGUUGGUCUCCCUGUCCUGCCUGGUGGUGGUGCUGCUCAACGAGGCCGUCAAACUACACGAGAUACGGGUGAGGGUUCGCUACCAGAAGAGACAGAAGCUACAGUUUGAGACUAAACUAGGGAUGAACUCUCCCUUCUGAUUGACAAUUAACAGAAGGGCGUGUCAAAGCAUGCUGUGAACCAAUCAGCCCUCGGGGAAAGAUGAGGCACCAGAAUCUGGAGGAGGUCAAAGUUGGCCCUAACCACUGACACAGGGUCAGAUGGUUCUCAUCCCUCUGUUUGUUAGGAUUAUAGAAAGGGUUACCUGACUUUAGAUCUGUGGUUUAGGGGAACUUCUACCUUAAACCCAGAAUCAAUCAAACUCAUUGAGUGCCCAUUGACUUGAACCCAGGAUCACUCAACCCACCUCACCCCGAAAGCACUUUGCCUAGCAGGUCCUCCAAACCGCUACAUGUGCUGGGUGGUUGAACACUGCGAAAAUCCCUUCUUUUUUUAUUUUUUAGAUUUAAAUUAUAUUGUAUCAUUGUUAUGUUUAAAAAAAGAGGAAAAUCCCAAAGAAUGUUAUUUUCUUAUUUGCUUUUAAAAGAAAGACAGUUAAGAAAUGUGAAUAAUUUAUUAUCUCGUGGAAUGUUUUUCUUAACGCAUGGGGAAGGUUUUACUGUAUCCCCUACUUGAGUUUAGGGAAGGGGGUAUUUUCUCCUAGUCACUGGUCUGAUACUGGCUCACAUGGGGAUUAUCACACUUUAUCACACUUCAGCAUGUCUCCCCCUUUCACAUGAAUCCCAAUACCAUAGUAGAGUACAAUAGCCUUCACCUUGAAUGUAGUGUGUCAUUACAGCCACUUGCUGCUGUAUAUCUGAAUGCCCAAGCAGUGCUGAAAGGAUAGGAGAGAUGUAUCUAGUAACAUGGCCCAGAUUCUGGUCUGGGACAAUGUCCUGGUCCUAAAUCUGUCAAAUAAUUGGCAUUGAUAGACCUGAAAAGCCUGCCAUCAAGGUGAAGUCUGGAGUCCACAAUGUAGUGCUAACCCUGUGGAUUCACUUGACGCAGUUUCGGAAACGUUCUGUUGACCAUACUAAGGAUUUCUUAACAAGGCUACUCUUUAUAGCCCAGACUUCUAGCCAUGAAAUCAACGUGGCACGUUCUUAACCAGGAUCCAAGAAUAUCCCUUGCGAUUUUCCUUCCUAACAAAUGUUUCCUUUGUUUCAACCACACGAUCCGACUUCCGAGCCAAGGGCAAUCCUGCUCUAAUGCAAUAAGUAAUGAAGAUUCAUUUAAUUUACUCUAAACAAGUAAAAACCGAAUAUGUCUCUUUCUAGGUUAAUUGUAUUUUGAAGAAUGUGCUAGCCUGCCACUUUGAAACUCAUGUACUGUAAGAAAGGGAUUAGUUUAAUCAUCAAUCAUCCUAGACAGGUUUGAUCCUUGUGUACAUACUGUUUUUCCCACCAGAGUUCUACUGACUGUGGUCUACUCAAGCUAAUAAGGUUUCGUCAGUGGUUUUCUAGAUUAGAAUAGCCUCUAGAGUUCUAGAGCAUCCCAGGGUAUUCUGAAGGUGCUUCAUGUCAUCCAGUUGUCUUUUUACUGGCCUGUGUGCUUGUUUCUGCAUUCGACAACAACAAUGUGCAAGCUGACUUAGUCUGCGAUUCAAUCCGAUCACGCUUGUAGACAAUGCUCAAUUGGAAAUGGCCUAUGUCAAGCGCUGAACAGUGCUUUCGGAUUGAAUCCCGGCCUAAAAGCAGAAUUACUGAGACCCGCCAGGCUACCUGUCUGUGUUGGGUGAUCAUAUCGGUAGACCCAUUUCAACUCUACAAAUGAUGACUAGCUACAGAUUGAUCAGCCACAGCUGUUCUAUUUUCUUUGUUGUUGUAUGUUAUUUUUACAGCUUGACGUGUUGAUCUUCUUAUCCUUGUUUCCCAAAUGGCACCCUAUACACUUCGGUCUGGAGUUUUUCCCCCGCUUGUAUCACGAGGUCAGAAAAAAACUCCUGUGCCCCAGUCAAACUGUAUACAUCUGAUAAUGCGUGGUGCGCCCACACCUCUCGACUUCUCACCACGUGCUCUGUUAUUGGUUACCCCUCUCUGUUUUGAAUGUGGGCUACAGUGCACAUACGUUAUAUUGACAUGGGGUAGGAGCAGGGCCCAAGAUGGCAUAAAAACAUGGUGCCUACUUUAUUUUUUAUUAACAUCUCAGGAUCGGGCCUCGCACACUUGUGGUCUUCACAGGCUCCCUUUGGUUGGUGCGUACUUACUUUAAGUGACACUAUUUCACAGAAGAGUUGGUAGGUGCAUGGUCUGCUAGAUCUGUGUGUGAGGUAGAUAUCAUGUAAAAGCACUGGACUACUUAGAGAUCCUUGUUGAAUGAACAACGUAGCGAUCUUAAAAGAGAAAACAGACUGAAGAUGUUGGUUUUUGUACAAUAGAAUGCAUCCACACACUGCACAUAAGUACAUUUCAAUCCAUCCAAUGUUUUUCCCAUAUAUAUGACUGGACACAUCUACUCAUUCAAGGGGUUUCUUUAUUUAUACUAUGUUCUACAUUGUAGAAUAAUAGUGAACUUCAAACCUAUUAAAUAACACGCAUGGAAUCAUGUAGUAACCAAAAAAGUGUUACAUAUCAAAAUAUGUUUUAUAUUUGAGAUUCUUCAAAGUAGCCAACCUUUGCCUUGACAGCUUUGCACACUCUUGGUGUUCUCUCAACCAGCUUCAUGAGGAAUGCUUUUUCAACAGUCUUCAAUGAGUUCCCACAUAAUGAGCACUUGUUGGCUGCUUUUCCUUCACUCUGCAGUGCAACUCAUUUCUAACCAUCUCAAUUGGGGUUGAGGUUGGGGGAUUGUGGAGGCCAGGUCAUCUGAUGCAGCACUCCAUCACUCUUCUCCUUGGUAAAAUAGCCCUUACACCGCCUGGAGGUUUGUUGGGUCAUUGUCCUGUUGAAAAACAAAUUAUGGUCCCGCUAAGCACAAACCAGAUGGGAUGGUGUAUCGCUGCAGAAUGCUGUGGUAGCCAUGCUGGUUAAGUGUGCCUUGAAUUCUAAAUAAAUCACUUCGGUUCCCUGGGCACCGAAGACGCCAGCUCCCAACACCUCUCUGAUUCAGAGGGGUUGAAUUAAAUGCGGAAGACAUAUUUCAGUUGAAGGCAUCCCCCUUUCCUCCAUGCUUCACGGUGGGAACCACACAUGCGAAGGUCAUCUGUUCACCUACUCUGCGUCCCACAAAGACCAAAUAUCUUAACUUUGGACACAGACCAAAGGACAGAUUUCCACCGGUGCAUUGUUCGUGUUUCUUGGCCCAAGCAAGUCUCUUCUUAUUGGUGUCCAUUAGUAGUGGUUUCUUUACAGCAUUUCAACCAUGAAGGCGUGAUUCACACAGUCUCUGAACAAUUGAUGUUGACAUGUCUGUUACUUGACCCCCGUGAAGCAUUAAUUUGGGCUGCAAUCCGAGGUGCAGUUACCUCUAAUGAACGUAUCCUCUGCAGCAGAGGUAACUCUGGGUCUUCCUUUCCUCUGGCCGUCCUCAUGAGAGCCAGUUUCACCAUGGCGCUUUAUGGUUUUUGCGACUGCACUUGGAAGAAACGUUCAAAGUUCUUAAUCUUCCAUAUUGACUGACCUUCAUGUCUGUCAUUUCUCUGUCAUUUCUCUUUGCUUAUUUGAGCUGUUCUUGCCAUAAUAUGGACUUGGUCUUUUACCAAAUAAGGUUAUCUUCUGUAUACCAACCCUAACUUGUCACAACACAACUGAUUGGCACAAACGCAUUAAGAUGGAAAGAAAUUCCACAAAUUAACAAGGCACACCUGUUAAUUGAAAUACAUUCCAGGUGACUACCUCAUGAAGCUGGUUGAGAGAAUGCUAAGUGUGCAAAGCUGUCAAGACAAAGGGUGGCAACUUUGAAGGAUCUAAAAUAUAUUUUGAUUGGUUUAACACUUUGGUUAAAACUUGAUUCCGUAUUAGUUUGUCUUCACUUAUUUUACAAUGUAAAAAAAAAAAUAAAGCCCUUGAAUGAGUGUCCAAACUUUUGACUAGUUUUUUGUGUGUAUCUAAUAUAUAUAUUUCUCAUGUCAUUGCUUACAUGUAUGCAUAAAUAAGACCUUAUAGAUGUCAAGUCUUGGUCAUGAUAUGGUUUCAGUUUUUUUUAAUGUUUUCAGUUUGAGUAUGCAAUGUGAACUCAGUGGAGCUUGGCCUGCAGGUGUUUUUUUUCACUACACAGAUCGACCUAGACACCUUCUUACCACUCUUCUACGACCCAGCUCCAAAUUGACCCCUAGAUAUGUGUAGAUCUGAAAGGACUGGAUCAGUGAAGGCAAUACUGGCUGUAGGUGGAUUGGGGUGUUGUUGAAGGUAGGGGAUGUAGGUGGAUUGGGGGUGGUGUUGAAGGUACAGGAUUGGGGUGGGUAAACAGCAGUUUCGGUGGAACAACCAAGGCUCUGGAACUUUGUCCAUAUUAAAAUGCGUAAAGCUGAACCUUAUGUCAAUUGACUUGAAAUGUGAGACUUUUUGGUGAAUUGAUAAAUGUAUAUAUUUUUCAAGAUGUAUAAUUGUUUUUUUUGUGCAAAAAUGUCAUAUGAUAAUGUCAUAUGGUAUUUUUAAAUAAAUAUUUAUUCCACCUAACUAUGUAUUCCACAAAUGAAAAGCAUCCAAUGGCCUCUGAGGUACAAAAGGGAUGUUCUGUGCAGAAUUAAGGCAGGGUGCUUGAGGCUUAGAGAAGGACAUGUUGAGAACGACUAUAGAAAGCACUUAUUAAAAUGUCUUUGAAUAACAAUAUAUGGGAGAGCAACUAUUUAAUUUAAUUCAAAACUAGAUAGACUAGUAUUCUGACCCUAUAAAUCAGAGCUAUGGCUUUUACAGUACCAUAGUACAGUCAAAGACGUGCCUCUUCAUCUCUGAAACAGUACACAGACUAGACAGAAAUUGGUUAACAGCGGGUCAGUAACCAAAAGGUCACAGACUAGGUGAAGAAUCUGUUGUGCCGUUGAGCAAGGCACUAAUUGCUUCUAAAUUGCUCUGCGUCUGCUAAAUGACUCAAAUGUAAACCUCAGUGGCGACCUGUCAUUCAGGGCAGGUGGGGCAGAGAUUCCACAUUUUUGCAAAAACAAUAUUGGGCUUUUGCCUGUUUUGAAUGUUAUUUUUUUGCAUUAAUACGUGUCACAUCAAUUUACAAACAAUGUAUAAAAAAAUAUUGAGUUAAUAAAGCCGCAUACAAACAUGA